This is a messenger RNA of Hansenula ciferrii, 1635 nucleotides long. RefSeq names its product chaperonin-containing T-complex subunit CCT6 (gene CCT6). The transcript has a single exon. Gene Ontology annotation, biological process: protein folding. Gene Ontology annotation, cellular component: chaperonin-containing T-complex. NCBI's taxonomy places the organism in Eukaryota, Fungi, Ascomycota, Saccharomycetes, Phaffomycetales, Wickerhamomycetaceae. The record is from RefSeq and is a predicted model, not a curated record. The coding region runs from base 1 to 1635 and encodes 544 amino acids. Gene Ontology annotation, molecular function: ATP hydrolysis activity; ATP binding; ATP-dependent protein folding chaperone.
AUGAGUGGUCCUUCAUCAGGUUCAACUCUUCAAUUGUUGAAUCCAAAAGCAGAAUCAUUAAGAAGAGAUGCUGCUCUACGAGUUAAUAUUGCCGCUGCUCAAGGUCUUCAACAAGUUUUAGAAACUAAUUUAGGUCCUCAAGGUACUUUAAAAAUGCUUGUUGAUGGUUCAGGUAAUAUUAAAUUAACUAAAGAUGGUAAAGUUUUACUUAGUGAAAUGCAAAUUCAAAAUCCAACAGCUGUUAUGAUUGCAAGAGCUGCUGCUGCACAAGAUGAAAUCACCGGUGAUGGUACCACUACUGUUGUUCUAUUAGUUGGUGAAUUGUUAAAACAAGCAGAAAGAUUCAUUACUGAAGGUGUUCAUCCAAGAAUUAUUACUGAUGGUUUUGAAAUUGCAAGAAAAAAUACUUUAAAAUAUUUAGAUGAAUUUAAACAAAAUCCAGAAUUAGAUCGUGAAUUAUUAUUACAAGUUGCAAGAUCUUCAUUAUCAACAAAAGUUAAUAAAGAUGUUACUGAAGUACUUACACCAAUUGUUACUGAUGCUGUCUUAAAUGUUAAAAGUGAAGAAUCAUUAGAUUUACAUAUGGUUGAAAUCAUGCAAAUGCAACAUGAAUCUGCUAAAAAUACAGAAUUAGUUAAAGGUUUAGUCUUAGAUCAUGGUGGUAGACAUCCAGAUAUGCCAAAAUUGGUUAAUAAUGCAUAUGUUUUAAUUUUAAAUGUUAGUUUAGAAUAUGAAAAAACUGAAGUUAAUUCAAGUUUUUUUUAUAGUUCUGCAGAACAAAGAGAUAAAUUAAUUCAAUCUGAAAGAAAAUUUGUUGAUGAAAAAUUGAAAAAAAUUGUUGAUUUGAAAAAUGAAGUUUGUGGUUUAGAUUCAGAUAAAGGUUUUGUUAUUAUAAAUCAAAAAGGUAUUGAUCCAAUGUCAUUAGAUGUUUUAGCAAAACAUAACAUAUUAGCUUUAAGAAGAGCCAAGAGACGUAAUAUGGAAAGAUUACAAUUAGUCACUGGUGGUGAAGCACAAAAUUCAGUUGAUGAUUUAACUCCAGAAAUCUUAGGUUAUAGUGGGAAAGUUUAUGAACAAACUAUUGGUGAAGAAAAAUUCACAUUUGUUACAGAAAAUAAAGAUCCAAAAUCUGUUACAAUUUUAAUUAAAAGUGCCACAAAUCAUGCCUUAAAUCAAACAAAAGAUGCUGUUAGAGAUGGUCUUAGAGCCGUUGCUAAUGUUAUUAAAGAUAAUGCAGUUGUUCCAGGUGCUGGUGCUUUCUUUAUUGCAUCUUCUGAUUAUUUAAAGAAAAACUUAUCUAAUUUAGCUGAAGGUCGUAACAAGACUGGUGUUGAAGCUUUUGCUGAUGCUUUAUUAGUUGUUCCAAAGACUUUAGUUAGAAAUGCAGGUCAUGAUGCUUUAGAUGUUGUUGCUCAAUGUCAAGAUGAUUUGAAUGAUGAACGUGUUGUUGGUGUUGAUUUGAAUGAUGGUGACUCAUGUGAUCCAACUAUUGAAGGUAUUUGGGAUUCUUUCAGAGUUUUAAGAAAUGCAGUUACUUCAAGUGUUGGUAUUGCAAGUAAUUUAUUAUUAUGUGAUGAAUUAUUGAAAGCUGGUCGUUCAUCAUUAAAAGAAGGCGGUGGUCCUCCAGGCCAAUAA